AUGGGCAAGAUUGCAAAGAUUGAAUAUUUUCGUGUCCCACCACGUUGGCUAUUCGUUAAGAUCACGGAUGCAGAUGGGAAUUUUGGUUGGGGUGAAGCAUCACUGGAAGGCCACACGCAAGCAGUCGAAGGGUGCUUGGACGCUUGGGCUGAGCGAUAUGUUGGCUUUGAAGCAGAUGAGAUUGAACACAUAUGGCAGAUGUGCUGGCGAACUAGUUUCUACCGUGGCGGACCAGUUUUCAUGAGCGCACUAGCUGGCAUUGACAUCGCACUGUGGGAUCUGAAAGCGAGAAAGCUCAACGUGCCAAUUUAUCAGAUAUUGGGCGGGAAGGUGCGUGACAGACUCAAGGUAUAUGCCUGGAUUGGCGGAGAUAGACCAAACGAUGUCAAGGAGCAAGCUCUAUCACGCAAAGCUCAAGGAUUCCGCGCUGUAAAGAUGAACGCAACGGAAGAUAUAGGCUGGCUCGACUCGCCUUCAACCCUACAAUCGGCUGUCGAUCGUCUCAAAACAGUUAAAGAGCUAGGCAUGGACGCCGGCAUGGACUUUCACGGCCGCAUCCACAAACCCAUGGCCAAGCAACUCGCCCGCGCCCUGGAACCACACCACCCACUUUUCAUCGAAGAACCUCUACUCUCUGAACACAUCGGCGGCAUCAAGUCUUUGCACGAGCUAACCUCCAUUCCCAUCGCAUUGGGAGAACGUCUCCACUCACGCUGGGAUGUACGGCCCUUCUUAGAAGCCGGCUGCGUUGACAUCCUGCAACCUGACAUCUCACACAUCGGCGGUAUUUCGGAAAUGCGACGUAUAGCAUCCGCAGCCGAGACUUACGACGUCGCCAUCGCACCACACUGCCCGCUGGGUCCUAUUGCACUUGCUGCAUGUGUUCAAGUAGAUUGCACGCUGCCUAAUUUCGCGAUUCAAGAAAUGAGUUUGGGGAUUCAUUACAAUGCUGGGAGUCAGGACCUCACAUCUUACACAAAGAAUCCGGAGGUCUGGGAUGUGAAGGAUGGGUAUAUUGAGCUGAUGAAGGGACCAGGCCUGGGAAUUGAGGUUGAUGAGGAGAUGAUUAGACGGGAGAGUAAGGACGCGAAGGCUUGGAUCAGUCCAGGGUUCAUUGGGCCGGGAGGCGAGAUCAGAGAGUGGUAG
Molecule: messenger RNA, 1146 nt
Organism: Alternaria postmessia
Lineage: Eukaryota; Fungi; Ascomycota; Dothideomycetes; Pleosporales; Pleosporaceae
Exons: 3
Coding region: 1-1146 (381 amino acids)
Biological process (GO): D-galactonate catabolic process
Molecular function (GO): galactonate dehydratase activity
Source: RefSeq, a predicted model, not a curated record